GGAACAUCUCGCAACAUUGGGCCACUGAAAGGCGCUCACAGGACCUCCGCAAACUUCGACAGUGAUGAGCGUCUCACGUCCAGCAAGAUGCGUUUUUUCCGUCCAUACGAUGCCGACCUUUCGGCCACGCAUACGAUGUCGAAAUUUCCAUACCUCUCUUAAGCUCAGCGAGCGUCAAAGACCCAAGCGAUUGCUGAAAAGUUCAGACAUUAGCCGCAGGACAGCAGAUGAUGUUUUCAAGCAGUAUUCGCAGGAGGAGAAAGUACUUCUGGCGAAGAAGUACACGCCCGAGCAGAUCCAGGCAAUUGAAGCUGGAGAGAAGGCAAUCAGUGCAGAAGACCUGGACAAGCGCGGUGUAAUUCGUACAGACUUGGGUGCUCUCCCAUAUCUGGAUGAUCUCAGUCAGACAAGACCUGUGCUGGACAGAAAAGCCAAGUGGAAGGGUCCUGUUGAUCCCAAUGCGAGACCUAUGACAUACGAAGAGAUGGAGAGGAACUGGAAUGAGGUGGAGGAACAGUACAAGAGGGAAAGAGAUCUAGAGUGGGCCCGCAAUCCACCGAAGGAGGAAGAGAAUCCGCAUGCAGCCCUGAUGAAGGAAGUCGGCGCAAAAGACGAAGACAAAAUCCCAGCUCGGGAAAGACUUUCCCGUCUUGAUAUCAUGAAGAUUGAGGACCGGCUGUCUUCGUUCACAGGUGCUGAUGGACGACCGAUACCACGAGAGCAAGAAAUUGAUUACACAGCUCCUGGUCUGCCAAAGAAGUUCAUGGAUGAGGACACCAACAAGCCAAGUUCAAUGAAGUCUGAGGCAGAAUUGGAAAACGAAGCAGACCCUCGAGAUCCCGAUGGACUCUACAACCGAUUGAUCAAGCAGAGCGGCUUGACCUUGGAUCAGAUCUUAGAGUACAAAGUCAAGAUUCUAGUUAGGCAUCGCGUCGUCAAUCAGACUCGUCUGGGUAAGAUUGCGAGUGUCUACUGCUUGGCUAUUGCAGGGAAUGGGGAAGGCAGACUGGGUAUUGGCGAGGCGAAGGGACAGGAAACGGAGGAGACGCAGCAGAAUGCUAGAAUUGCUGCUAUUCGAAGCAUGCAGCCCAUUCCUCGAUACGAAGAACGGACUAUCUUUGGAGAGGUGGAUGGAAAGGUAUCUGCUGCAGAGGUUACGCUUAUGGCAAGGCCACCAGGCUUUGGACUCCGAUGCCAGCAUCUUAUCUUUGAAAUGGCACGCGCAGCUGGAAUUCACGACCUCGCCGCCAAAGUCCCCCGAUCCCGCAACAAGAUGAACACCGUGAAGGCCACAUACCAAGCCCUACUCAAACAACGAAUACCAGACGAGGUUGCGCGUGGGCGAGGAAAGAAGCUGGUCGAUGUGCGAAAGGUGUAUUAUGGUGGACGUGUAUAAUCUUGUAUGUACAAUUUAGACACUUCAGUGUAGGAUUAUGGGAGCAUAGACGGCGCAUAGCGAAAACAUGCAUGCAUGUGUGGCAUGACAUGGUACAGGCAUAGCGCAGUAUUUAUUGUAUUGCUUACAAUCCGCCCUUCUUGUUCUCUGUACGGCCACCUCUGUUGUGGGUAUCUUCGCAUGUAUCUCGCAAACCAAAUGUCCUGAACGCCCUGAUAUCUUCCCAUGCAAAUCCAUAGCUCGUCUUUUCUUUUCACAACUUCGUAAAUUUCACGCAACUCAUUCAUUCCUCCUGCCCGCCCUGGUCCCCAGAAUAUAUCUCCUGCUGCAAUACAAUACUGUAGACACUCGCCUUCAGUAGCGUGAAUACCAAACUUGUCUUUCUUUCCAAUUGCCUCAGUCCAUCCAGUAUCUCUGCUGUCGGUCUGCCCGCCAUUGAAUCGAGGAGACUUGCUAACUAGAAGCUACUUUGAGUCGAUGUUCGAUUGCCGGGAAAGAGGGGGAAAGCUAAAGCAAAGAGAAUAAGAACCUACCUUCUUCAUGUUCUCAGCCAAUCGCUCGUAUUCGUCCAAGACGUCUUGCUCGAGGGGUGUGAGGUCUUCCGCGGUUGCGGGUAGCGUGGUCGUUGACUCGGAAUCCAUUAUCCUUCUCUGGUUCGGAGGCGCGGGUUUUGGUUCAAAAUUUAGGAUGUUGUGUGACUGAUAAGGCAGCAGACAAGGUUGCGCAGAAGAUAUCUCGUCGUUGCUCGACACUGUGCUUAAUUUGAAGCUCUCAAGCGCGUUGAGGCUCGCGUUGAAUUUAGCUGCAGGUGUUGCCCCUCAUUCACGUGACUGCGUGAACAAUUGCACAGCAAGGUCAACCAGAAAAGGGUUGACU
Cadophora gregata is the source of this 2272-nucleotide messenger RNA. RefSeq names its product 28S ribosomal protein S5, mitochondrial (gene MRPS5). Gene Ontology annotation, biological process: translation. Gene Ontology annotation, molecular function: RNA binding; structural constituent of ribosome. NCBI's taxonomy places the organism in Eukaryota, Fungi, Ascomycota, Leotiomycetes, Helotiales, Ploettnerulaceae. The record is from RefSeq and is a predicted model, not a curated record. Gene Ontology annotation, cellular component: ribosome. The coding region runs from base 65 to 1396 and encodes 443 amino acids. The transcript has 2 exons.